This is a messenger RNA of Cajanus cajan (pigeon pea), 1644 nucleotides long. Its product is annotated as S-sulfo-L-cysteine synthase (O-acetyl-L-serine-dependent), chloroplastic. NCBI's taxonomy places the organism in Eukaryota, Viridiplantae, Streptophyta, Magnoliopsida, Fabales, Fabaceae. The record is from RefSeq and is a predicted model, not a curated record. Gene Ontology annotation, molecular function: cysteine synthase activity.
UAAAAUCUUAAAACGGCGAGUGUAAGAAUGAGAAUGGCGAUAUCUUGUUCUUUUUCUUCAACAACAACAUCGUGUUGGUGUUGGUGUUUUUCCCCAACACCGCUUCUUCCCUUCAAACGGCACCGUAUUGUUAGCCUGAAACCCUAUACUCGGUCUGAGCACAGGCUCGCCGCCGCCACCAGAGAGUCUACUCCGUUACUCUACUCCGGCAGGCAAGGGUUCGAUACCGUCAACAUUGCCGAAGAUGUUACCCAGUUGAUUGGAAAUACGCCAAUGGUGUACCUCAACAAAGUUACUGAAGGUUGUGUUGCUAACGUUGCUGCCAAACUUGAGUCUAUGCAACCUUGCCGAAGCGUCAAGGACAGAAUUGGGUAUAGUAUGUUAUCUGAUGCUGAAGAGAUUGGAGCAAUUUCUCCAGGGAAGACCAUUUUGGUUGAACCAACGACUGGAAACACAGGACUUGGCAUUGCUUUUGUUGCAGCAACGAAGGGGUACAAACUUAUAGUCACAAUGCCUGCUUCCGUUAAUGUUGAGAGGAGAAUCCUUUUACGUGCUUUUGGUGCAGAAGUUGUUUUGACUGAUGCUGAGAAGGGGCUAAAAGGGGCAGUUGACAAAGCUGAAGAAAUUGUUCGCACCACACCCAAUGCUUACAUGUUUAGACAGUUUGAUAACAUGACUAACACAAAGAUCCACUUCGAAACUACAGGGCCAGAGAUAUGGGAGGAUACCAUGGGCAAUGUUGAUGUAUUGGUUGCUGGGAUUGGAACUGGUGGCACUGUUACCGGCACUGGGCGUUAUCUGAAAAUGAUGAAUAAAAAUAUAAAGGUGGUUGGAGUGGAACCUGCAGACAGAAGUGUGGUUUCGGGUGACAGUCCUGGUUUCAUGCCAAGCAUUUUGGAUAUCAAUCUGCUUGAUGAGGUUAUCAAGGUUACAAAUGUUGAGGCCGUCGAAAUGGCAAGGAGAUUAGCAUUGGAAGAAGGUUUGUUGGUUGGGAUUUCUUCAGGAGCUGCAGCAGCAGCUGCCAUAAGUUUAGCAAGACGGCCUGAGAAUUCUGGAAAACUUAUUGUGGUUAUUUUUCCGAGUUUUGGUGAGAGAUAUAUUUCUACUGCUCUCUUCCAUUCUAUCUAUGAAGAGGUUCAGAAAAUGUAAAAUUAAGAUUCUACCUUCAUGAGGACAAUUUCCUAUUGGAGAGUGAAGCUGCUAUCAUGGCACUACCAUUCAAAGAAGUAGCUUCCUUAUGCUAUGUAUAGGUAUAUCCUUACACGGUUCUUGGAUAGAAUCAAUCUUAAAAGAUAAACUGGUCUUCUGUAUAUUUUUAAAUUUUUUGAUGUCAUGCAUCAGAUGCAUCAUUUGGACAAGGCACAGUUCUUGAAGCUGUCACACAGGAAGCAGAAAAGGGGGAUUGAAACGAUGUAAAAAAAAUUUUAAAUGUAGUGGUAAUCUAACAUGAUCUAUUCUUUUCAUUAUUCCUACUUUCCCUAGGCAUCAAUGAUGAGUAGUAUUCCAAUGUUUUACAGGAUUAUUAACAUUCUUUCCCCUAUUUACUAUUAUCAAACUAUGUGUCAUUAUCAUAUAUAUACAUGUAAUGUAUAUAUAGAUACAUGUGGAAGCAGCAAGGACUAACAUGGUUGAGAUUGUUUAUUA